AUGUCGUCCACUGGACUUUUCGCUUCGGCCCUUGCUGAGCAUGCAAAUGGCUCCGCUACUGCACCGGCUGCGCCUGCAGCACCGCCGUCUGUUGUAGAGUCUAUGCUCGCGCAGAUCCUCGAGUCAGUGCAGAGACAGAGCCAUGAACUCGCAGAGCUCAGACAAGAAUGCACAGAACUCAGAAUGACCAACCACAGUCUUGAAAGACAAGUCCGUGAAGGAAUCCAGGGGUAUUCCAACGGACAUAGAACUGGCACGCCUGGCUUCAUGACGCCCGCCAUCCCAGGCAGCCCCCAACUUCGCGCCAAAUCACCCUUCCUCUCUACGCCCACCCAAAUCAUUCCGACGCUGACCACCACCCAUCACGCGUCCCCAUUGGGCGAUAAUUCACUCGUAGUACACCCGCAUCCUCACCGUGACAUCCCCGGCUUCUAUGUCGUGAUUCCAGCUGGUGGCGCAGGUACCCGCCUCUGGCCUUUGUCGCGAGAAGACCACCCUAAGUUCCUUCUCGAUCUCACGCUGAAGGGAAGGUCUCUCAUCCAGGCCACUUGGGACCGUCUCCUUCCCCUCACUUCUCCCGCCAGAACAACGAUCGUAGCCGGCCCCAGCCAUAUUAAAGACAUCCGAGAACAGCUCCCCGACCUCCUCCCCCACAAUCUCAUGUGUGAACCUGGGCCGAAGGACUCCAUGGCCGCUAUAGGCCUUGCAGCGGCUGUUCUCGCCCGCCGUGACCCAGAUGCCGUUAUUGGAUCUUUCGCUGCUGACCAUAUGAUUUCUGGUGAUGAUGCCUUCCUGUCAGCGGUAGCUGAGGCCGUUGAAGUCGCGCGCAAGGAUUACCUUGUCACCAUUGGAAUUGCACCCUCACAUCCUUCGACUGGUUUCGGUUAUGUUCGUCUUGGCGACAAAGUCGAUAUUGCAGAAGCGCCCAAUGCUAGAUUGGUCUCGAGCUUUAAGGAGAAACCUGAUGCCCGGACUGCGGCCGCAUAUAUUGCGACUGGAAAAUACCGGUGGAACGCAGGAAUGUUCGUGACCAAGGCCAGCUUCUUGUUGCAACUCCUCAAAGAGUACAAGCCCGAGAUCCACCAAGGAUUGAUGAAGAUUGCGGACACCUGGGACGAUGAAGCGCGAAAGCAGAAAGUCCUAGAUGAAGUAUGGCCUACUCUUGAGAAGAUUCCCAUUGACAACGCUGUCGCCGAACCAGCUGCAGCUGAAGGUCGUGUUGCUGUAGUACCCGCUACGUUUGGUUGGGAUGAUGUUGGUGAUUUCUCCUCUUUGGCGGACUUAUUGCCCGCGGAAGCAAAUCAGCCACGUAUCCUUGGCGACAGCAACUUAGUUCUCACUGAGCAGAUGGCUGGAGGUAUCGUUGUACCAGGGUCCGGCCGGCUCAUCACUUGUCUUGGUGUCGAUGAUCUCGUUAUCGUGGACAUGCCAGACACUCUCCUCGUUACUACUCGAGCAAGAUCUCAAGAAGUCAAACGCCUUGUCAAGAAAUGUCGCGACGCAGGCUGGAGGAAUCUCCUCUAA
Pleurotus ostreatus (oyster mushroom) is the source of this 1524-nucleotide messenger RNA. RefSeq lists its product as uncharacterized. The transcript has 5 exons. Gene Ontology annotation, molecular function: mannose-1-phosphate guanylyltransferase (GTP) activity. The record is from RefSeq and is a predicted model, not a curated record. NCBI's taxonomy places the organism in Eukaryota, Fungi, Basidiomycota, Agaricomycetes, Agaricales, Pleurotaceae. Gene Ontology annotation, biological process: GDP-mannose biosynthetic process. The coding region runs from base 1 to 1524 and encodes 507 amino acids.